AUGGCGAUCUUUGGAGAAUCGAAGAUUGCAAGUACCGAGGAAUACGAUAUAGGAAGCCAUGGAUCCAACGCAGCGGACAUGAUGCAUGCCGGUGCUCUGGGGGGCACAUCUCAUGAUGCCUCGGAUAUGCAACGGAUGGGCAAAAAACAAGAGUUACGGAGAAACUUCCGCAUGGUAUCUAUCAUCGGAUUCGUGGUCGUCCUUCAGUCAACAUGGGAGAGUGCUCUUUUGUCAGCGUACUUUGGGCUGUUCAAUGGAGGCACAGCAGGUGUGAUUUGGAUGAUGAUUAUCACAUGGCUCUUCGUCCUGGCUAUGAUCGCUUCUCUGGCUGAGAUGGCCUCCAUGGCCCCGACUGCUGGUGGACAAUACCAUUGGGUCAGCGAAUUCGCGCCACCAUCGUUUCAGAAGUCGCUCAGCUACAUUGUGGGCUGGGCUGCGGCCGUCGGUUGGGUCAGCGGCAUCCCCGCUUGCGCGCAAAUGCUUUCGACUCUCGUCAUUGGAAUGGUCCUGCUUGCAUACCCUGAUGCGCAGAUUGGAGAAUUGUGGCAUAUCACCCUCCUGAUGAUGCUUUGGCUAGUCCUGAUGAUCGGCUUCAACAUCUUCCUGGCGCAGCACCUGCCUCUCGCCGAAGGUAUUGUGCUUGUCUUGCAUUGUUUCGCCUUCUUCGCCUUUUUAAUCCUUUUCUGGACGAUGGCGGAGCGCAUGCCUGCAGAGGAGGCUUUCACAACUUGGACAAACGGUGGAGGAUGGAGCUCCAUGGGCGUGUCUGCUCUGGUCGGCCUUUCGACCCCAUUAUGGUGCUUUAUCGGCCCAGACGCGGGCGCUCACAUGUCCGAAGAGCUGAAAGACGCCUCUGUGGUGCUUCCCAAAGCCAUGAUGUGGGCUGUCCUCUUCAACGGCAUCUUCGGGUGCAUCAUGAUGAUUACCUUCGUGAUGUGUGGAGGCGCCCUCGACUCUGUUCUGGAGUCGCCGACCGGGCAACCCAUACUCCAAGCCGUUUACAACGCGACAGGCUCCAUUGCUGGCACAGAAGUCAUGGGUGCCAUUCUCGUCGUCCUCGUCUUCUUUGCAGCCGUAUCCGUCACUGCUGCUUCUUCGCGCCAGAUCUGGGCAUUUGCGCGCGACAGGGGACUUCCGUUCUCUGCAUGGAUCGAGCGAGUGCCAGCCGGCUGGGACAUUCCGGUCAACGCGCUACUUGUCUGCCUCGGAUCCUCGCUCGUGCUCGCAUGCAUCAACUUCGGGUCGGACGUUACAUUGAACGCCAUCGUCUCCAUCUCGAACGCAGCUCUCAUCUUUUCCUACAUUAUAUCGAUUGGAUGCGUGCGCUUGAAGCGUUGGCGAGGAGAGCCACUGCUCCCUCGACGCUGGAGCCUAGGCAAGUUUGGAGGCAUCGUCAACGACCUCGCUCUUGCCUUUUUGGUCGUUUCCUUCGUCUUCUCAUUCUUCCCUAUAGUGCCAAACCCUUCGGCUACGGACAUGAAUUGGGCGGCGCUUAUGUUUGGCGCGAUGGCUAUCAUUGCCACGGUCAACUAUUUCGUCAGCGCACGGAAGAGUUAUAUCGCGCCUGUUUCGCUUGUUAAACAAGACUAG
Messenger RNA from Alternaria ventricosa, 1590 nucleotides. RefSeq lists its product as uncharacterized. The transcript is spliced from 6 exons. Lineage: Eukaryota; Fungi; Ascomycota; Dothideomycetes; Pleosporales; Pleosporaceae. The coding region runs from base 1 to 1590 and encodes 529 amino acids. Gene Ontology annotation, biological process: transmembrane transport. The record is from RefSeq and is a predicted model, not a curated record. Gene Ontology annotation, cellular component: membrane. Gene Ontology annotation, molecular function: transmembrane transporter activity.